Messenger RNA from Wallemia mellicola CBS 633.66, 501 nucleotides. RefSeq lists its product as hypothetical. Lineage: Eukaryota; Fungi; Basidiomycota; Wallemiomycetes; Wallemiales; Wallemiaceae. The transcript has 3 exons. The record is from RefSeq and is a predicted model, not a curated record. Bases 56 to 484 code for a protein of 142 amino acids.
GCAUAAAUGCGGUAGCCGUUGUCUUUUAUACUACAACUAUCUAAACAGAAAAGAAAUGAAACUAUUCUCUACUCUCGCUCUCACAGCUCUCGCUGUUGGUGUAACCGCUUGGAACGACGGUAACAGUGAAGUUGACUCAAACUCUUUUUCACUCUUGAUUGAGAAGUCUGUUGGCGACGCGGACGAUGAAUUUAACAAGAGCAUAAACACUUCCCUACAGACAGAGAAAUCACCAAUUUUGAACAUCCCAAAGAACAAAUUCGUGAUUAGAGGAAACCAAUGCUAUCAAUCGGUUGGCUUACCUCCGAGGGAUGACCUCCCAGAGAGCCCUUACGUCAAUAUCGGACUUGGUCACUGCAGAGACCAAGAUAACGACGAUCUCCAGAUAAUCUACGCGGGAAACACUAUUAACGUAGGUAAGGAUGACCGCUGCCGGCUCGUCAAUGAUGAUAAUUUAUCCGUUCGCUGUGUCAUUCCCAUUUAAAUUGAAUCAUUUUCAUU